Molecule: messenger RNA, 2925 nt
Organism: Vespa velutina
Lineage: Eukaryota; Metazoa; Arthropoda; Insecta; Hymenoptera; Vespidae
Product: RUS family member 1
Exons: 10
Coding region: 1110-2522 (470 amino acids)
Source: RefSeq, a predicted model, not a curated record
UUAAUCGACUGUUACGUCGUAAGAUUUCAGAGAAACCUUUUUCCUUCAAGGACAUAUUAAAGAUCUUCGAUAAUUUAUCAAUCCCAUUGAAUUUUUUGAUAAUCUUACAAAUGGUAAACAUAUUAUCGUCCAAGUUUGAACCACCAACAUCAUUCGUUGGAAAAUCUUUACAAAUAAUUACAUUAUUAAUGGAAGGAAGAAUUUCGUCGGUCUUCGAUACUUCGUUAACGAUAAAAGGCGACCUCUUCACUUUACGUAGAGCACUAUAUGUUGUUUUAUCAUUCGAGUAACGAUCAAUAAAUGAUAUAGUUUGAUCGUCCAAAAUGCAAUAACCUAAACGUUUCAAUAUUUUCCCAAAAACGUCGUAUUUAAAAUUUCUUUCUUUCGUUGUAAGAUUGUUAUUUCUUUUUCGUUCGGUCUGAGUUCCCUGACACACGAACAUUCGUUGAUUGUAUUCGAAUUUUUCCACGUGUUCCCGCACAUCCGAUGUCUGCGGAUAGGAGUGUAUGGUGAAUUCCAUGGCUAUUAUAAAAAUUUGCAAUAUUACAUAAUGUAAAUAUCGUAACUCACUGGAAUUAUCUGACGAUAAAUUUGAUUUCUUUUUAUUUCCCGACAAUAUCUCCUCAUUUUCACUUUUUUUGUUCUUAUUUAUAUUACCUAGUUUGGAAUGGUGAUUUAUCUUCUGCUUCUCGGAUUUCUUAGGAUCUUGAACUUUUGAAAUAUUAUUAGCAAUCUUAUCGGAUAUCGUUGAAACCUGAGACGUUUUCUUAUUGUUCAAAGCAGAUCUCGAAUGAGAAGAUUUAAAAUUUCUUGACCAAGUUUUAACGGAACUUUCUGAUAUAUUCGGAAGUUCCUUGUUACUGGUACAAUACAAUUUUGCGAAAGAAUCGUUAAUAGUAUUUAAGGAUGCUCUUUUAGAAGCUGCAAUAUUUUUUACAGAUUGUUCUUUCAUAUUCAUCAUCGACGAACGAAUAUCUUUGAAGUUGCGAUCAUUUUUUUUAACAUUUGAAUUCUCAUUUAUAUCAGAAAAUGUUAAGAGAGAUGGAAAACGGAUAGUCGAUGAUGAUUCUCUUUCUAAAUUUGAACUUUCUAUAGGUUUUUCAAUAUGCAUGCGAUUGUUCACACGCGCAAUGCAGGACCAAAUUUUAUUUAGUGAAAUAUACGGCAACGAGGAAGAUAAUAUAUAUGUUAGAUCAAAAGAUCGCUCGUCGAUAAUUAAUUUACAAACUGGCUCGAAAAAUGCAAAGCCCUUAUUAUCUCGAAUUUUGUCGAUUAUCAAAGACGUUUUUUUACCUCAAGGAUUUCCUGACAGUGUUCAUCCUGAUUACAUUCCUUAUCAAAUAUGGGAUACAGUGCAGGCAUUUGCAAGUACCAUAAUGGGUACUCUCACAACUCAUUCAAUUAUGCAAGGAGUAGGUGUUGGAGAAUCUACUGCGACACCUUUAGCUGCAGCAAUAACUUGGAUUUUAAAAGAUGGAACUGGUAUGGUCGGACGCAUAAUUUUUGCAUGGUGGAACGGGACUGACCUAGAUGGACAAUGUAAAAAAUGGAGAUUGUUUGCGGAUAUUCUUAAUGAUGUGGCAAUGGGCAUGGAAUUACUAAUACCUUAUUUCUCAGCUCAUUCAAUGGCCAUAUUGUGUGCUUCAACCGCAAUGAAGUCUAUUGUUGGUGUAGCCGGUGGUGCAACCAGAGCUGCAUUAACGCAACAUCAGGCCUUACAAAACAAUUUGGCAGAUGUAUCAGCUAAAGAUGGAAGUCAAGAAACCUGUGUUAAUCUUGUUGCAUCUUUUGUUGGAAUUUUCAUACUGUCGUACAUUUAUGAUGGACGAUAUUUAUUGGAAUUAUAUGUCUUCUUGGUGGCAGUGCAUUUAUAUGCCAAUUAUUCAGCAGUUAAAGCUUUACGGUUAAACACAUUAAAUGAAGAUCGUCUUGCUUUGUUAGUUAAAUAUUAUCUUAUUCAUGAGACCGUUCUUGAUGCGGCAGAAAUUAAUAAAAAAGAAUCUGUUUUCCUUUUGGGGAAACCUACAAAAGAUAUAUGUGGUUUUCAUAUAAAAUUAGGAGUAUCACUUUCAUAUAUCUUUAAAAGAAAUGCCAAUAAUACAUUGGAAGAUUUUCUAAAAGAUUUUCAACAUAAAGAAUAUUUAAUAUUUGUGGAUAUUAAGGAAAAAAUUAUUUUUGUGGUACUAAAAAAAAACAUAGAACAGAAUGAAAUAUUAAAAGCAUACUUUCAUGCUUGCCUAUGUGGCAUAUUAACAAGUAUGACACAACGACUUCCAAUUGAAUUGUUAUUAACGACUGAAACAUGUAAACCUUCAUUUCCUUUAAUACGUAUAUAUCUUCUUUCUAAGAAAUAUCAUAGCUCUUUUUCAUCCAUAGAAACUACCUUUUAUGAUACAAAUACUAUUAUUGAAAAAGAGUAUCAAACUUUUGUAAAACAUUUAGAUGACAAAGGAUGGAAUUUGAAGAUUAAUCUUUUACCCAUGAAUUCAUGGAGAUGUGUAUGGAAAAAAUCCCAGAAAUAACUAUAAGAUCAGUCAAGAGAGAGAGAGAGAGAGAGAGAGAGAGAGAGAGAGAGAGAAAGAGAAAGAGAGAGAAAACUUUAUUUCUAGCAUUUUAUAAAAAUAUGACACACCUUUUUUUAAAUCUGUACAGUAAAGUCUUAGAAAAUUUGAACUAAGACUCUUGUUCCUGUUUUGGACCAGUUUGUGAUAAAUGUUUCACUAUAUCGACCCAAUCCCACCCUCGUGGUCUCUCUCCUUUUCCAUCUGCUUUAUUCCAUUGUCUACGUUUUUGAGCUUUGCUUAGUUGUUCUUUCUUUGGCCUUUUUACAGCUUCUUCCGCCUUUACGAUAAAGAAAUUUUUAAUUCUUAUAUAUUUCUUUGUUACAAUAUAACAGAAUAUUAAAUACAUAUUUUUUUUCAUCUA